AUGGUCCGCUUCGGGGACGAGCUGGGUGGCCGCUAUGGGGGCGCCGGCGGCGGGGAGCGGGCCCGGGGCGGCGGGGCCGGCGGGCCAGGCGGCCCGGGCCCCGGGGGGCUGCAGCCAGGCCAGCGGGUCCUCUACAAGCAGUCGAUCGCGCAGCGCGCGCGAACCAUGGCGCUGUACAACCCCAUCCCUGUGAGACAGAACUGCUUCACCGUCAACCGCUCGCUCUUCGUCUUCAGCGAGGACAACGUCGUCCGCAAAUACGCCAAGCGCAUCACCGAGUGGCCUCCGUUUGAGUACAUGAUCCUGGCCACCAUCAUCGCCAACUGUAUCGUUCUGGCACUGGAGCAGCACCUCCCCGAAGGGGAUAAGACACCCAUGUCCGAGCGGCUGGACGACACGGAGCCCUAUUUCAUCGGCAUCUUCUGCUUCGAGGCCGGCAUCAAGAUUGUCGCCCUGGGCUUCGUGCUGCACAAGGGCUCCUACCUGCGCAACGGCUGGAACGUCAUGGACUUUGUGGUGGUUCUGACGGGGAUCCUUGCCACGGCUGGCACAGACUUCGACCUGCGGACUCUGCGGGCUGUGCGGGUGCUAAGGCCCCUGAAGCUGGUGUCUGGGAUUCCCAGUCUGCAGGUGGUGCUCAAGUCCAUCAUGAAGGCCAUGGUCCCGCUGCUGCAGAUCGGCCUGCUGCUCUUCUUCGCCAUCCUCAUGUUCGCCAUCAUCGGCCUGGAGUUCUACAUGGGCAAGUUCCACAAGGCCUGUUUCCCUAACAACACAGAUAAAGACCCAGUGGGCGACUUCCCGUGUGGCCGGGAGGCCCCUGCCCGGCUGUGUGAGGGUGGUGCCGAGUGCCGGGAGUACUGGCCCGGGCCCAACUUUGGGAUCACAAACUUCGACAACAUCCUGUUUGCUGUCCUGACGGUGUUCCAGUGCAUCACCAUGGAGGGCUGGACCGACAUCCUCUACAACACAAACGAUGCCGCUGGAAACACUUGGAACUGGCUCUACUUCAUCCCUCUCAUCAUCAUCGGCUCCUUCUUCAUGCUCAACCUGGUCCUGGGAGUGCUCUCAGGGGAGUUUGCUAAGGAGCGUGAGCGGGUGGAGAACCGCAGAGCCUUCCUGAAGCUGCGGAGGCAGCAGCAGAUCGAGAGGGAGCUCAACGGGUACCUGGAGUGGAUCUUCAAGGCCGAGGAGGUCAUGCUGGCCGAGGAGGACAAGAAUGCUGAGGAGAAGUCCCCUCUGGAUGUGUUGAAGAGAGCAGCCAGCAGGAAGAGCCGGAACGACCUGAUCCACGCAGAGGAGGGCGAGGACCGGUUUGCAGACCUCUGUGCUGUGGGCUCCCCCUUCACCCGGCCCGGCCUCAAGAGCGGGAGGACUGACAGCGCGUCCUACCUGCGCAGGAAGGAGAAGAAGUUCCGGUUCCUGGUGCGGCGCGUGGUGAAGGCGCAGAGCUUCUACUGGGCGGUGCUGUGCGUGGUGGCCCUGAACACUUUGUGCGUGGCCAUGGUGCAUCACAAGCAGCCGCAGCGGCUGACCACGGCGCUGUACUUUGCAGAGUUUGUUUUCCUGGGUCUCUUCCUCACAGAGAUGUCUCUGAAGAUGUACGGCCUGGGGCCCAGAAGCUACUUCCGGUCCUCCUUCAACUGCUUCGACUUUGGGGUCAUCGUGGGCAGCAUCUUUGAAGUGGUCUGGGCCGCCAUCAAGCCAGGAACCUCCUUCGGGCUUAGCGUGCUGCGGGCACUGCGGUUGCUGAGGGUCUUCAAAGUCACCAAGUACUGGAGCUCCCUGAGGAACCUGGUGGUGUCGCUGCUCAACUCUAUGAAGUCCAUCAUCAGCCUCCUCUUCCUGCUCUUCCUGUUCAUCGUUGUCUUUGCGCUGCUGGGCAUGCAGCUGUUUGGGGGCCAGUUCAACUUCAAAGAUGAGACGCCAACGACCAACUUUGACACCUUCCCUGCUGCCAUCCUCACUGUCUUCCAGAUCCUGACUGGAGAGGACUGGAACGCGGUGAUGUACCACGGGAUCGAGUCUCAAGGCGGGGUCCGCAAAGGCAUGUUCUCGUCCUUCUACUUCAUCGUCCUGACGCUGUUUGGGAAUUACACGCUGCUGAACGUCUUCCUGGCCAUCGCCGUGGACAACCUCGCCAAUGCCCAGGAACUGACCAAGGACGAGGAGGAGAUGGAAGAAGCAGCCAAUCAGAAGCUUGCUCUGCAGAAGGCCAAGGAAGUGGCAGAAGUCAGCCCCAUAUCCGCCGCGAACGUCUCCAUCGCUGCCAAGCAGCCCAACUCGGCCAAGGCGCGCUCGGUGUGGGAGCAGCGAGCCAACCAGCUGCGGCUGCAGACCCUGCGCGCCAGCUGCGAGGCGCUGUACAGCGAGCUGGGCCCCGAGGAGCGGCUGCGCUACGCCACCGCGCGUCACCUGCGGCCCGACAUGAAGACGCACCUGGACCGCCCGCUGGUGUUGGAGCCCGGCCCGGACGGCACGCGGGGGCCGCCGGCGGGGAAGACCCGGCCCGAGGGCGCGGACGCGCCGCGCAGGCACCACCGGCAUCGCGACAGGGACAAGGCCCCGGCCCCGGCCCCGGCCCCCGUGGUGGAGCAGGACCCUGCGGACGCCCCUAAGGCGGAGGCCGGAGAGCCCGCCGCCCGGGAGGAGCGGGCGCGGCCGCACCGCAGCCGCAGCAAGGAGGCCCGGAGCGAGCGCGGCCGCGGCCCGGGGCCCGAGGGCGGCCGGCGUCACCGCGCCCACCGGCACGGGCCCGACCUGGGCAAGGAGGGCACAGCGCCCGGCGCCAAGGGCGAGCGACGAGCGCGGCACCGCGGCCCCCGGGCCGGCACCAGGGAGGCGGAGAGCGGGGAGGAGCCGGCGCGGCGGCACCGGGCCCGGCACCGGGCGCUGCCCGCACGCGAGGACGCGCAGAAGGACGGCGAGGCCGAGGCCAGGGACCCCGCCAAGGAGCUGCGGAACCACCAGCCCAAGGAGCCACACUGCGACCUGGAGGCCAGUGGGAUAGUGGGUGUGGGUCCUGUGCACACACUGCCCAGCACCUGUCUGCAGAAGGUGGAGGAGCAGCCAGAGGAUGCAGAUAAUCAGCGGAACGUCACUCGGAUGGGCAGUCAACCCCCAGACCCGAGUGCCGCUGUGCAGGUCCCAGUGACGCUGACCGGCCCUCCCGGGGAGACCACAGUUGUUCCCAGUGGCAACGUGGACCUGGAAAGCCAAGCAGAGGGGAAGAAGGAGGUGGAAGCUGCUGAAGUGACGCACAGUGGCCCCCGACCCAUCGUCCCGUACAGCUCCAUGUUCUGCCUAAGCCCCACCAACCUGCUCCGUCGCGCCUGCCACUACGUCGUCACCUUGCGGUACUUCGAGAUGGUCAUCCUCGUGGUCAUCGCUCUGAGCAGCAUCGCCCUGGCCGCCGAGGACCCUGUACGGACGGACUCGCCCCGGAACAACGCCCUGAAGUACCUGGACUACAUUUUCACAGGCGUCUUCACCUUCGAGAUGGUGAUCAAGAUGAUCGACUUAGGGCUGCUGCUGCAUCCUGGGGCCUACUUCCGGGACCUGUGGAAUAUUCUGGACUUCAUUGUGGUCAGUGGCGCCCUGGUGGCGUUUGCCUUCUCAGGAUCCAAAGGGAAAGACAUCAACACCAUCAAGUCCCUGAGAGUCCUGCGUGUCCUACGGCCCCUCAAGACCAUCAAACGGCUGCCUAAGCUCAAGGCUGUAUUUGACUGUGUGGUGAAUUCCCUGAGGAACGUCCUCAACAUCCUGGUGGUCUACAUGCUCUUCAUGUUCAUUUUCGCUGUCAUCGCCGUGCAGCUGUUCAAAGGGAAGUUCUUCUACUGCACAGACGAGUCCAAAGAGCUGGAGCGGGACUGCAGGGGCCAGUAUUUGGAUUAUGAGAAGGAGGAAGUGGAAGCUCAGCCACGGCAGUGGAAGAAAUAUGACUUUCACUAUGACAACGUGCUCUGGGCCCUGCUGACACUGUUCACGGUCUCCACGGGAGAAGGGUGGCCCAUGGUGCUGAAACACUCCGUGGACGCCACGUACGAGGAGCAGGGCCCGAGCCCCGGCUACCGCAUGGAGCUGUCCAUCUUCUACGUGGUCUACUUCGUGGUCUUCCCCUUCUUCUUUGUGAACAUCUUCGUGGCUUUGAUCAUCAUCACCUUCCAGGAACAGGGGGACAAGGUGAUGUCUGAGUGUAGCCUGGAGAAGAACGAGCGGGCCUGCAUUGACUUCGCCAUCAGCGCCAAACCCCUGACUCGGUACAUGCCGCGGAACAAGCAGUCACUCCAGUACAGGACAUGGACGUUCGUGGUCUCACCGCCCUUCGAGUACUUCAUCAUGGCCAUGAUAGCCCUGAACACGGUGGUGCUGAUGAUGAAGUUCUACGAUGCGCCGUACGAGUACGAGCUGAUGCUCAAGUGCCUGAACGUCGUGUUCACGUCCGUGUUCUCCCUGGAGUGCAUCCUGAAGAUCAUCGCCUUUGGGGUGCUGAACUAUUUCAGAGACGCGUGGAAUGUCUUUGAUUUUGUCACGGUGUUGGGAAGUAUUACUGAUAUUUUGGUAACAGAGAUUGCGGAAACGAACAACUUCAUCAACCUCAGCUUCCUGCGUCUGUUCCGUGCCGCCCGGCUCAUCAAGCUGCUGCGUCAAGGAUACACCAUCCGCAUCCUGCUGUGGACCUUCGUGCAGUCCUUCAAGGCCCUGCCCUACGUGUUGCUGAUCGCCAUGCUGUUCUUCAUCUACGCCAUCAUCGGCAUGCAGGUGUUUGGGAAUAUUGCCCUGGAUGACGACUCCAGCAUCAACAGGCACAACAACUUCCGGACCUUCCUGCAAGCCCUGAUGUUGCUAUUCAGGAGUGCCACUGGGGAGGCAUGGCACGAGAUCAUGCUGUCGUGUCUCAGCCACCGGGCCUGUGACGAGCACGCCAACGCCACCGAGUGUGGAAGCGACUUUGCCUACUUUUACUUCGUCUCCUUCAUUUUCCUUUGCUCCUUUCUGAUGCUGAACCUCUUUGUGGCCGUCAUCAUGGACAACUUUGAGUACCUCACGCGGGACUCUUCCAUCCUGGGGCCGCACCACCUGGACGAGUUCAUCCGCGUCUGGGCCGAGUAUGACCCGGCUGCGUGUGGGCGCAUCAGUUACAGUGACAUGUUCGAGAUGCUGAAACACAUGUCCCCACCCCUGGGGCUGGGGAAGAAGUGCCCUGCGCGAGUGGCAUACAAGCGUCUGGUUCGCAUGAACAUGCCCAUCUCCAAUGAGGACAUGACCGUCCACUUCACAUCCACGCUGAUGGCCCUCAUCCGGACCGCCCUGGACAUCAAGCUGGCUCCAGCUGGCACCAAGCAGCAUCAGUGUGACGCAGACUUGAGGAAGGAGAUUUGCUCUGUGUGGGCUAAUCUGCCCCAGAAGACGCUGGAUUUACUGGUGCCCCCCCAUAAACCUGAUGAGAUGACGGUGGGGAAAGUCUAUGCAGCUCUGAUGAUAUUCGACUUCUACAAACAGAACAAAACCAGCAGAGACCAGAUUCACCAAGCUCCUGGUGGUCUGUCACAGAUGGGUACUGUGUCCCUGUUUCACCCUCUGAAGGCCACACUGGAGCAGACUCAGCCAGCUGUGCUCCGAGGAGCCCGGGUUUUCCUUCAGCAGAAGAGCUCGACCUCCCUCAGCAAUGGUGGGGCGGUACAAACCCAAGAGAGUGGCAUCAAGGAGUCUGUUUCCUGGGGUACUCAGAGGACCCAGGAGGUGCCGUAUGAGGCGAGGACCCCCCUGGAACGUGGCCACUCAACAGAGAUCCCAGUGGUGCAGCCAGGAAAACGAGCUGUGGAAGUACAGAUGCAGAGCAUGACCAUGAGGGGCCUUGAUGGGGAGCCCCAGCCUGGGCUGGAGAGCCAGGGUCGUGCGGCCUCCAUGCCCCGCCUGGCAGCAGAGACACAGCCGGCUCCGGACACCAGCCCCAUGAAGCGCUCCAUCUCCACACUGGCGCCGCAGCGUCCCCACGCGGCACAGUUCUGCAGUGGCGGCCUGGACCGCGCUGCCGCCAGCCAGGCCGCAACCCACCACCACCACCGCUGCCACCGCCGCAGGGACAGGAAGCAGAAGUCCCUGGAGAAGGGGCCCAGCCAGUCCGCAGACAAGGACGGCGCGCCCAGCAGCACUGCGGGGCAAGGGCCGCCCCCGGGCGAGGGGCCCGCCGGCGGCCGGCGGGAGCGCAGGCAGGAGCGCGGCCGGUCGCAGGAGCGGAGGCAGCCGUCGUCGUCCUCCUCCGAGAAGCAGCGCUUCUACUCAUGCGACCGCUUCGGAGGCCGCGAGCCCCCGCAGCCUAGACCCUCCCUCAGCAGCCACCCCACGUCGCCGACGGCCAUGCCGGAGCCAGGACCCCCGCGACAGGGGAGUGGCUCGGCGAAUGGCAGCCCCUUGCUGUCCACAUCUGGUGCUAGCACCCCUGGCCGCGGAGGGCGGAGGCAGCUCCCCCAGACCCCGCUGACGCCGCGUCCCAGCGUCACCUACAAGACAGCCAACUCCUCGCCCGUGCACUUCGGGGGCGCUCAGAGCAGCCUCCCCGCCUUCUCCCCGGGCCGGCUCAGCCGAGGCCUUUCCGAACACAAUGCCCUGCUGCACACGGACGCCCUCAGCCAGCCCCUGGCCCCCAGCUCUCGGAUCGGCUCUGACCCUUACCUGGGGCAGCGUCUGGACGGCGAGGUCGCUGCCCGCACUCAGCCUGAGGACACGCUCACCUUCGAGGAGGCGCUGGCCACCAACUCGGGCCGCUCCUCCCGGACUUCCUACGUGUCGUCCCUGACCUCCCAGUCCCACCCCCUCCGCCGAGUGCCCAACGGCUACCACUGCACGCUGGGGCUCAGCUCCGGCGGCCGCGUGGGGCACAGCUACCACCACCCGGACCAAGACCACUGGUGCUAG
Messenger RNA from Rhinolophus ferrumequinum (greater horseshoe bat), 6915 nucleotides. It is a transcript of the gene CACNA1B, whose product is annotated as calcium voltage-gated channel subunit alpha1 B. Gene Ontology annotation, cellular component: voltage-gated calcium channel complex; membrane; neuronal cell body. Gene Ontology annotation, molecular function: high voltage-gated calcium channel activity; calcium ion binding. NCBI's taxonomy places the organism in Eukaryota, Metazoa, Chordata, Mammalia, Chiroptera, Rhinolophidae. The record is from RefSeq and is a predicted model, not a curated record. Gene Ontology annotation, biological process: calcium ion import across plasma membrane; chemical synaptic transmission.